Struthio camelus australis is the source of this 919-nucleotide messenger RNA. Lineage: Eukaryota; Metazoa; Chordata; Aves; Struthioniformes; Struthionidae. The record is from RefSeq and is a predicted model, not a curated record.
GGCCGCAAGCCGGGGUAUUUCUCCUUCCUAGACCCCUUCUCACCCGCCGUCUGGCUCUUCAUGCUCCUCGCCUACCUGGCCGUCAGCUGCGUCCUCUUCCUGGCUGCGCGGUGGGCCUUCCCCCUCAUCAUCAUCUCCUCCUACACGGCCAACUUGGCCGCCUUCCUCACCGUGCAGCGGAUGGAGGUGCCCAUCGAGUCGGCUGACGACUUGGCCGACCAGACCAACAUCGAGUACGGCACCAUCCAUGCCGGCUCCACCAUGACCUUCUUCCAGAACUCGCGGUACCAGACCUACCAGCGCAUGUGGAACUACAUGCAGUCAAAGCAACCGAGUGUCUUUGUGAAGAGCACGGAGGAGGGCAUCGCCCGGGUAAUGAACUCCAAGUACGCCUUCCUGCUGGAGUCCACCAUGAACGAGUACCACCGCCGGCACAACUGCAACCUCACCCAGAUUGGUGGGCUGCUGGAUACCAAGGGCUACGGCAUCGGGAUGCCUCUGGGCUCACCAUUUCGGGACGAGAUCACCCUGGCAAUCCUGCAGCUGCAGGAGAACAACCGGCUGGAAAUCCUCAAGCGGAAGUGGUGGGAAGGGGGGCACUGCCCAAAGGAGGAGGACCACCGAGCCAAAGGUGCGGAAGGAACCCACGUCGAUAACCCAUCCCUGACCGGCGAGUCGGAGCCCCAGACCCGAUCACCCGACUGCACCCACGACAACCCGCUGGAGACCCGCAACAUCACCUUCUUCUCCACCAACUGCGUCGAGGGCACUGCACGGGGGGUGGUGAUCGCCACGGGGGACCGGACAGUGAUGGGGCGCAUCGCCACGCUGGCCUCGGGGCUGGAGGUGGGCAAGACGCCCAUCGCGGUGGAGAUCGAGCACUUCAUCCAGCUCAUCACUGGCGUCGCCGUCUUCCUGG